AUGGACAAGAACCUGGACUCCAGUCCUUCAGUCAGCAGACCUCCCGUGAGAAAUUGCAGUGGACAUAUAAGCAGCUGCAACAUGGAGACCAACAUUUCCUAUGUGGGUUUCUACCUCCAUCAGCCGCUCGUGGCUGCAGUCUUCAUCAUCUCCUACCUUCUCAUCUUCCUCCUGUGCAUGAUUGGCAAUGGAGUGGUGUGUUUUAUCGUGCUGAGGAGCAAACAUAUGCGCACUGUCACCAACCUCUUCAUCCUGAACCUUGCUGUCAGUGACCUGCUGGUGGGGAUAUUUUGCAUGCCCACUACCUUAGUGGAUAACAUCAUAUCAGGUAAAUCUUGUCUCUAGCUUGUAUCCAAUGAAGUCAUGGAAGAGGAACCACCACUGAUCAUUGGCCAUGCUGGCUAGGGCUGAUGGGGGUUGGGAGUCCAGCAAUAUCUGUAGGGCCAUAGAUUCCCAUCCAUGGACAACAUCAUACUCAGAUCCAUCCCUGACCAUUGGCCAUUCUGGCCGGGGAUGAUGGGAGUUGGAGUCCAGCAACAUCUGGAGGUCCAUAACUUUCCCACCAUGAACAACGUCAUACUCAUAGCAAACCAUGACCAGCAUUCCAAACCUAAGUCAGGGUGAGAAUUGUGUUGUCCUCCAGGUUUUGCUGGAUUCCCAUUCCCAUCAUCACUAACCACUGGCCAUAUCAGCUAGGGCUGUUGGGAAUUGGAGUCCAACAACAUCUGGAGGGCCACAGAUUCCCAUCCCUGAACUAAGUCAUACUUAAAACAGACUCUUGAAAACAGUGGCACAAACUAGUCAUGACUUAAUGCAUAGUAGAUCCAUUGAAAGUAAUGAAUCUGACACAGGCUGCAUUUAGACAGCACUUUAUUUCAUUUUCCUGGCAUUUCCUUACCUGAUAAUUUGCAUUUUUAAUGUGCUUUUUCACACAGCAUAAAAGGCACCUCUGGAAAACUAGUGGAAAUUUAGCAUUCAUUUUUGUAUUAUUUACUUCCAUGAAAAAAACCAUUUGCAGCCCCAUUAGCCUGGAAAAUCAUCUGAGUGCUGCAGUGUAAUUUCACAUGAUGAAAAAAAAAUUCCAGUAGUAUUCCAGCUAUAAUGGUAUGGGGUUGCUCGUGCGUAAGUUGCCGCCUCUCCUGGCUAUGUUGCCUUGUUAAACCUUUCUGUCUGGACAGCCCUUCAAUUCGUGCCUGCCUCACUCGCUAGCAGAAUCCGUCAGUGGGCGUUUCUUAAACCUUUUCCAACAUAAAAGUUGUUUGACACCCAGUCUCCUCCUACUUUCUCUGCGCGGAAGUCUUCUGUGCAGGGAGGGCGUGGGUAGCGGAGGACCAGUGCUCUCCCCGCUGGUGUCCGGUGAAGAGUCUGGGAGCCCUCUCUCCGAUUCCCCCAUCUGCCCCUCCUUAUUCCUGGUGUUGCACUGAAUUGCUUCCCCAUCUGCUGAGCUGCCUCUCUCCCUGCUGGGCCCUUCUCCAGCAUCAUUAGAGAGCCUCCCCUCCACCUCUAGCUCCAAUGUCAGUUCCCUGACACCAGCAUAGAGUUCUUUCCCACUAUUUAAAAUCUAAUGCAGCAUGAUGGUAUAUCAAUCGAAAAGCCAUGCUUUUGUAAUCCAGCAGGUCUUGCAGUGUAAAAAGAAUGUUAGAAUCCAGGAUAGAAGCACUAGGACUUCAACUAGGAGAACUAAUGCAAUAAUCCACAAGUUGGGUUCAUUAAUUUCUGUGGUUCAUAGUAAAAUUUUGUUGAAUUGAUUUUAGUGGGAACUAAAAGACCCUCUCACCCUCAACUUCAUUGUCAGGUUUAAACAUACCUGACAAGCACCCAGUUUAACCCCAAUGUGUCUUUUCCUUUUGAUAUGCUAUGAAAGCAGUUUCAAUAUCUGAAAACCAUUUUCUUUUCAAACUCCAGGAUGGCCCUUUGGGAAUAUUGCCUGCAAGAUGAACGGAAUGGUCCAGGGAUAUCUGUCUCGGCUUCUGUCUUCACUUUAGUGGCAAUUGCAGUCGACAGGUAUGUCUCUGUAACAGCCUGGAAAUUGAUACAGAACACAUAAAAUGCCAGUCGUACCAAUUGUCCAAUUGUCUUUGUAAGCCUCUUCAGUUAUUGUGCAAUUAUGCCCUUGUGCAGUAGCGUCAGGAAGAAAUCCGGUGGGACAAGACAGCACAAUUAUGCAGUGGUGAGCCUGUUGCUCUGUGAAGGAGCUUUUCAGAACAUGUGGGGGUUUGUGGCCUUCUUUCGACUAGUGUGAGAGACUUCCUCCACAAACCUAUUGUGAUUCAAGCUUUACGGGAAAAGAGGCAGAGAGAGAGAAGAGGUGGGGAUUCCAGGCCUAUCAGAGUUAAUGCACAGUUUAGCAGGACACAGAGUUUAUGACUAAGGAGCCUUAGCAUCAGGAUGCAGCUCAUGAGGUCUUAGGCUCCACCUGUGACAUUUCUACAUCGGAACAUAGGAAGUUGCCUUAUACUGAAUCAGACCAUUGUUCCAUGCUGGUUUGCAUUGGCUCGUUGAGGUUUCAGGCAGAGGACAUUCCCAGGCCUACCUGGAGAUGCUGGGGAUUAAACUGGGACCUUCUGUAUGCGAGCCUGAUGCGCCAUCACAGCUCUUCCUCUAAUCACAUACCAGCUUGGAAAGACAUGUAUCCAAGAACAAGGCUGGGAGGAGGGUGAGAGAGAAAUUGAUAAAUAAAUUAAAUAAACCAGCCAUGGUAGCUUGUCCAAUCAGAGCAGGAAGUUCUGGGCUAGAUGGUCCAAUGGUCUGAGUCUGUGUCUCAUCUUUGAUGUAGUGCUAAACCCAGGCCAACCAAUGUGAUGUCCUUCAGAAGUUGUGAGACUUCAACUCCCACAUUGUUGUUUAGUCGUUUAGUCAUGGCCGACUCUUCGUGACCCCAUGGACCAGAGCACGCCAGGCACUCCUGUCUUCCACUGCCACCCACAGCUUGGUCAAACUCAUGUUAGUAGCUUCAAAAACACUGUCCAACCAUCUCGUCCUCUGUCGUCCCCUCUCCUUCUGCCCUCAAUCUUUCCCAACACCAGGGUCUUUUCCAGGGAGUCUUCUCAUGAGGUCGCCAAAGUAUUGGCGUCUCAGCUUCAGGAUCUGUCCUUCCAGUGAGCACUCAGGGCUGAUUUCCUUAAGAAUGGAUAGGUUUGAUCUUCUUGCAGUCCAUGGGACUCUCAAGACUCUUCUCCAGCAUCAUAAUUCAAAAGCAUCAAUUCUUCUGCGAUCAGCCUUUUUUAUGGUCCAGCUGUCACUUCCAUAUAUCACUACUGGGAAAACCAUGCCUUUAACUAACGGACCUUUGUCGGCAAGGUGAUGUUUCUGCUUUUAAGAUGCUGUCUAGGUUUGUCAUUGCUUUUCUCCCAAGAAGCAGACGUCUUUUAAUUUCGUGAUUGCUGUCGCCAUCUGCAGCGAAGCCAAGAAAGUCAAAUCUCUCACUGCCUCCAUUUCUUCCCCUUCUAUUUGCCAGGAGGUGAUGGGACCAGUGGCCAUGGUCUUAGUUUUUUUGAUGUUGAGCUUCAGGCCAUAUUUUGCGCUCUCCUUUUUUCACCCUCAUUAAGACAUGACAAGGCAGGGAUCCAUGAAGGAGACAACUCUCACAUAGUUUCUGGCAAUUGGCCAUGCUGGCUGAGAUGGAUGGGUGCUGUAGUCCAACAACCUCUAAAGAGUACCAUAUUGGCUACCCAUGCACAAAACCAUGAUUUAGCGCUGUGUUAAGAAGAAGUGUGGCUUCUUCACACCCCUCUCUUCCUCUGGUUUUUAUAUUUGCUGAAAGCAGAGCCUACUCCAAUUUCCCUCACACCAACCUGACUGAAUAAUUUUCAGUACUGGCCACAAUAACCUUUAUUAUUAAUAUUUUCCAGGUUCUGUUAACUUCAUAGCAUCUUCUUGUAUUCUUCUUUUUUCAAAAUAAAAAUCUGCCAUUUUAGUGAUCAUUGUUUUAUGAUCCUAGGCUAAUGGGCCUGGAAACGCUAAUAGACAGAAUACAAAUGCCCCAAAAUAAAUAAAUGGAAAUAACCCAUACGAUAAACCACCCACUCAAGGGCAGAUUCCUAGGACUGGAUUCAACUAAUUGGUCCUGCUAGUGGAAGCUCACUUCCUGCUUUCCCUUCUCUCCUUCCCCGGUACCCUAUUCCCUUCAAUUGGCAGUGGUCAGCAGAACUCACAGAACAGUGGAUGAUGGAAGGAGGAGAGGAGCAAUUGUGCACUGUCAGAACUUUUGUGACAGGGUGGCAUUGAAUUCCUUCCUUGAUGUUUGGGAUUCCACACAAACACAUGCGGGCUGAACCUCACUUUCAACUGAUAGAUCUUCCUUUGGAAAAUAGCUAGAAUGCUUCAACAAAUUCUUCUUCCUGCAGCCUACAAAGUACCCAGUGGAUGAGAUAAUACUGUUCUUACUGGCUGGGUACGGUACAGAGUCUUCAACAGCAUGGAACACUUUGGUAGGUGGAGAGGACCUGUACUGAUCACUGUCCCGCUCCUCCUUUUUGCUGCCUGAAUAAGGGAAGGACUCUAAUUCAUUGCUAAAGCAUCUGUUUUGCAUACAGAAGGUCCUAGAUUCAAUUCCUGGCAUCUCCAGGUAAGGCUGAGAAUGUCCCCUAUUUGUCCGAAAUCCCAGAGAGACACUGUCAAUCAAUGUAGACAGUACCAAACUAGGUGCAUCAAUAUAUGGCAACUUCCUAUUUUCCACCGAGGAGACACGUUGAGAAUAUAAGACAUGCAGAAUUGUCUGUUUAUGGACUUAGAGGUGUUUUUAUCUCUUCCUCGCAGGUUCCGCUCCAUUGUUUACCCUUUCAAGCAGAAGCUCACCAUCUGGACAGCGGUUGUCAUCAUAGUUGUCAUCUGGGUCCUGGCCAUUGCCAUCAUGUGCCCGUCUGCCGUGAUGUUGAAGGUGGAAGAAUCCCGGCAUUUCCGAGUGUUGCUCGGUUAUGGCAACAGAACCAGCCCCAUAUACUGGUGCCGGGAGGACUGGCCGAACCAGGACAUGAGGAAGAUCUAUACAACCGUGCUCUUUGCCAACAUCUACCUGGCCCCUCUGUCCCUCAUUGUCAUCAUGUAUGCUCGGAUUGGGAUCACGCUCUUCAACACCUCGUUGCCUGCCUCUGGGAAGCAGGGCCAGGAGCGCCACUCUGUCUGCAGGAAGAAGCUGAAGGUCAUCAAGAUGCUCAUCAUUGUGGCGUUGCUUUUCAUUCUCUCCUGGCUGCCCUUGUGGACCUUGGCGAUGCUUUCCGACUACGCUGACCUGAACGAGGAACAGCUGCAGGUCAUCAACAUCUACAUCUACCCAUUCGCUCACUGGCUGGCCUUCUUCAACAGUAGCAUCAACCCUAUCAUCUAUGGCUUUUUCAACGAGAACUUCCGGCGAGGCUUCCAGGCAGUUUUCCGGCUUCAGCUCUGCUCUGGGGAUGGGAUGCCCAGGGAAACCUACUCCCAGCGUGGACAGAGCAAUGCCAUUUUGCCAGCAGCUGAUCCGCAGGAGCCGGAGCAUAGCCUUACAUCAGCAAUGAUGGGGAAGUCAACUCAGAAAGGGAACUGGAUGGACAAGACGCAGGUUUUGAUGAUGGAGAACCUUGAACAGGUUUCCAACAACAAUGGUGUUAAGCAGGACCUGCUAUAA
Messenger RNA from Podarcis lilfordi (Lilford's wall lizard), 5605 nucleotides. Lineage: Eukaryota; Metazoa; Chordata; Lepidosauria; Squamata; Lacertidae. The record is from the annotation of a GenBank genome assembly.